AACAAAUGUAUUGCUCAUUUAUUAUUAUUAAUAUUGUACUUUAAUAUUCUUUUUAAAGGUGGCGCAUCACAUUCAGCAUUAUAAUAUUCCCAGGUCCUUAAACAAACCAAUAAUUGCAAUAUUUCUUUGAUUUCAUUAUAUUAUUAUUAUCAAUAUAUACUAUAUUAUAAUCUGCAUUGACAUUGGCACUACACUUGGCAUUAAGUUUAGAUUAUAGUUAUUAACAUGGACAAAUAUCCUUCUACACGAAAUUAGAAAAGAGGCAUCGGACCCUUCUGUACAAAAAGUGUGAAAAAAAAAGGGUUUUAUAUCUGCAGAGUUGGUAAGAAAAUCAACAUAAAACCAUGACCUGGAAUUCCUUAAAUGAUCUCUGGGUCGCUGGGAUUGUGUGAAUUUCUUUCGUUUGUGUUUAUAUGUGUGUACGUGUUUAUGUGUGUGAAGUGUUAAUCCGCUUUGCAGUCCUGUGCCGUAAUGAAAUCCAUGUUGACGCUGAUUGGAUGAGAGGGACCAGGCCGGAGUCACAUGGGUGAGUUCUUUGGUCCAGAGUUAAAAUGGGGUUUGGUGUAAAUCUAGGGUGUAUUGCUGUCAUAUAUCACACUACCUCGUAAAAACGACACUGAGGAUUCUAGGCCAACAAAUCAGAGAGAAAAAAUAUGAGUUCUUAUUAUGUGGAUGGUCUUCUUAGCAAAUCUGCGGCGGGUAGUUCUCUUUUCCCAAACGUGGAGCGAGCUUCUUGCAGUAUUGGACCCAGUGGAGACGACCAUGGCUCGACACGGACUGCUGCGGCCGUCGUGUUUGCGCCGCCUCUCUCCGGAGUUUAUAGCGUCAAUAAUGUAAUGUGUCAGAGCCACCCCUUGUUUACCUCGGGCUAUGGCCAGGGGCAAGACGCGCACACACUGCAUUGCAGUCCAUUUGACCAGAGCCGCCUGUUCAGCGACAGCUGCUGUCAUCCGGGGCCGGGACCCCUCACCUCGCCGCCGGACAAACAAUACCGGAUGUACCCGUGGAUGCGAGCAUCAGAUCCAAAUCGAAAGCGUGGGCGGCAGACUUACUCCCGGUACCAGACCCUGGAGCUGGAGAAGGAGUUUCACUUCAACCGGUACCUGACCCGCAGGCGGAGGAUCGAGAUAGCCCAUUCCCUCUGCCUCUCAGAGAGACAGAUCAAAAUCUGGUUUCAGAACCGCAGAAUGAAAUGGAAAAAGGAUCACAAGGACGAGUCUGUGUCGAACCCAGGGGGAAAACACGAUGAUACUCAGGCCGUGUCCGAGGCCGUGAAACCGAAUCUGGAGACAUCCGGAACGCCGGCGUAGAGUCAGAAAUGCUGCAAAGUAACGAAAGACACGGACAGAGAAUUAAAUCAAAGACACGCAUUGUUACGUUUAGGAUGUAACGAAUAUGUUUUCGUACACACGUCAGUAUUUAAAAGUAGCUAAACUGCAAGUGUACAUUUCACUUUAAACAGAAAUACAUUAAAUGCUCAUUGUGAAAAGGGAAACAUAACUACCUAUCUAAACUAUCCUGUAUAUUAUUUUUUAUUAAUUGCAAUAGUUGUACUACUGAGUCAACAUUCCUCAAACGAAAAACUACCUAAUAUUUACCUCUAUUAAUCUUUAACCACCGACUUAAUAUAAAUAAUCCCCCCAUUCCAGAGAUUUUAUUUCCUAUUUCCUCCACACAAGGGAACAAACAUAAAACCUUUUUUUUGCGCAUAUGUGCCUUAUUUCCAAUCGGCUAAUUUAUUUUAAGUGAAUGUUUUCAUUAAAUUGUUAAGUAACGGUGACUUUGCUCCUUUACCCGUGUCUUUGAAUUUGAUUCGAUUUUAAAGACUCAUUUCAUCAGUAAGUAUUAAGCUUUUCUGCAUCCCUGUACUGACGGAAAUAUUUCUUUAGUUUGAGAUUAACUGAUGAAACCUACCUCAGAAUAACAGAACGUCAACGUGCUUAUCGUACUGUAAAGAGAAACAGCCUAGUUUAAAUGUUUUGAAAACGUAGCUGUGUACUGUGAGAUGUUGGCAUAGAAUUUCAAGCUAUUAUUUUUUUUAACUGUGCUGUAUUUGUGAAAACCAAAAGGCUAAUAAAUGCAUGCGCUGCCAUUUAGAGAGCUUUUAGGUUUCACUGACUUUUAACAGUGUUAAAAACAGGUUAUUAUUAUAACCCACAAUGUGCAAAUACUGUCAUAAAUCAAAGUACAAUGUGAACAAAGAGCCUAAAUAUAAAUCUCUGGGAAUGGCCACAAUCUGUAAAUGUUCAUAUAACCAUUUAAUAAAAUAGCUUUACUUGUC
This is a messenger RNA of Mugil cephalus (flathead mullet), 2281 nucleotides long. Its product is annotated as homeobox protein Hox-A7-like. Gene Ontology annotation, biological process: anterior/posterior pattern specification; regulation of transcription by RNA polymerase II. Gene Ontology annotation, cellular component: nucleus. The transcript is spliced from 2 exons. The coding region runs from base 654 to 1310 and encodes 218 amino acids. The record is from RefSeq and is a predicted model, not a curated record. Lineage: Eukaryota; Metazoa; Chordata; Actinopteri; Mugiliformes; Mugilidae. Gene Ontology annotation, molecular function: RNA polymerase II cis-regulatory region sequence-specific DNA binding; DNA-binding transcription factor activity, RNA polymerase II-specific.